Gaeumannomyces tritici R3-111a-1 is the source of this 1780-nucleotide messenger RNA. RefSeq lists its product as hypothetical. Lineage: Eukaryota; Fungi; Ascomycota; Sordariomycetes; Magnaporthales; Magnaporthaceae. Bases 358 to 1386 code for a protein of 342 amino acids. The record is from RefSeq and is a predicted model, not a curated record. The transcript has a single exon.
GAUAUGUAUAAAUCGUCCUCCCGUCUUUCUGUGCUUGAUCCCCCACCCCCUCCGCGGUCCCUCUCAUAUCUUUUCCCAGUUGAGACUGUUACAUGAAUCCAAGCCUGCCACUACGAAUCCGACCUUUUCGUAGUCUGUCCUACAUACAAACUUCCAACCAACCCCAACUGCCAGGUGCCUCCCGGGUACCUACUCGACAACCUACCUCAUCUCUGCUUGGCGUCGUCCCAACUACAUACAACCACCAAUUCACACAACCGCCUCGAGCGCUAGCGAAUCAAGUCAGCCCAAGGAGGCAGUGGGUGCAAGGACACGGCGAGCCUCUCCGUCCACGAUAGCGCGCGAGACGAACAUCCCAUGGCUACGGCGACCGCACCCGUCACGGGCACCCCGUUGCCUUUCAAGCCACAGACCCCCAUCACGCCCCCGCCAGACUGUCUCAACUUCCCGCCCAAGCAGUCACAGUCUCCCCUAAAGGAGAAAGAGCCGGCGGCUGAGGUCAUGGCACAGGUGGCUGGGCAUAUCCAGACUCUCCCAACCAAAGACCAGAGGACGGAGAACGGCUGCGAGUGCCACGAGGGAGACGGCAGUGCGGUUACGGCUCCGCCGCCGCCGCCGCCGCCGCCAGCACCGGGCACCGGGCCUCUGGAUCCCCGUUACAUAGCCAUGGUAUCACGCAUCGCGGCCUACUACCAGCAGCGAUGCCAGGCCAUAUCCAACUUCCAACACCAAAAGUGCCAGGCGUGGGCCAACGUGCAGCGACAAAAGACCCAAGAGAUGACACAAGCAGCCCUUCUGGUGGUUGCAUGGUACGUCCGCGACCGCAUCCAGCGGCGCAGGAAGCGACAGAAGCGACAGUUCCGGAGGGCUCUAACCGAGAGGGCCGGUGUCGGCAAGGUCAAGAAGGAGGAGUCGGUCAGCAAAUGGGCCAGCCAUAUCCCAGACGACUUGCUAGCCCCCGACAGUGGUCUCAAGGAGAGGCCCAUCGACAAGGACGAGCUCGAUUUCACCAUGGACUUCGAGCCGACCGCUGACUCGGAUUCUAAGCUCUACUCGGUCGCCGACAACAUGAUCAAGAGCCAGCUGGCCAGGAUCGACGUGCCCCUGAUGGGAGCAUUGUCGUUCACCGACGACGAGCAGAGCGAAAGUGAAAGUGACUACGAGGAGCUGCACAGGUGGCGGCCGGAACCAGAAGCACAGCCGCGCGGCGGACAGGGCAGCGAACGUGUCGCUGCAGAGGAAGAAGACUACGACGAUGAUGCCAGCGACUACUCAUACGAUGAUGAUGAUAUGGAGGACUUUACCGCCGACCAUAACUCGGAGCGGGUGCACAAGAGCACUGGCAACAACGCCAGAGCGGGCGGGUCAAGUUCUUUGAGGCGCUAAACCAACAGCCAGCUCUUAUUUAUUUAUCAUUUCUCUUCUCUGUUCCUUUUCUUUCUAUUUUGGGUUUUCUGUCCGUCUGUCUCGGGCGUCUCUUGGGAAGCCGGCGUUUGGCGAGCCACCUCUAGGCUCUUUGUUGGCGACAGGCGGGUUGCACCUCAGGGUUACUUUUCCUCGGUUAAUCAUGUGUGUGGGUUGUGUGUUACGUGCGAAGCCCUUGGGGCGUGGAGGAGCUGUACAUAGUUGGAUCAAGCACUGCUUAUACCCCCAUUUUCCUCCAGUACACGAGCCUGAACAGCACGUGGCUGCUUCUAUGUGGCACAUGUGCUCAACAAUAAAAUAUAACAUUAAAAAAGACUAUAUCUAUGUGUAUGCAGGUAUCCCAUAAGAGGUGGCA